This is a messenger RNA of Daktulosphaira vitifoliae (grape phylloxera), 4481 nucleotides long. RefSeq names its product regulating synaptic membrane exocytosis protein 1 (gene Fife). The record is from RefSeq and is a predicted model, not a curated record. Gene Ontology annotation, biological process: positive regulation of synaptic transmission; regulation of synaptic plasticity; regulation of membrane potential. The coding region runs from base 461 to 3811 and encodes 1116 amino acids. Gene Ontology annotation, molecular function: transmembrane transporter binding; small GTPase binding. Gene Ontology annotation, cellular component: presynaptic membrane; cytoskeleton of presynaptic active zone. Lineage: Eukaryota; Metazoa; Arthropoda; Insecta; Hemiptera; Phylloxeridae. The transcript has 25 exons.
CUGCCGGCGACGAGGCGUCCGUCCGCUACCGCCGUAGAGUUGUCAGCGGCUUUUGGGUACCCGCGCCGUUGUGGUAGUUGUCGCGUACCGGCCGAGUCAAACCGACGAGUGGACAUCUCGCCGUUUUCGUUCGUCCCACCCUUUCCGUCCCCGCCCGCAACAAGUGUUCAGUGGACGCCGUACACACACGAAACAACAAUUACACACUAUUCGUCGUCGUCUCCGGCCAUCUGACGACCGCCGGACACAUUCGUUUCAACGAUCAUCCAUCGUAAAAUAACCAAGGAAAAAAUGCCUCGAGGUGCUGACACAAUACUCUGGCAGAUCAAAUCACCGUACGCUACAUAGCUCUCUCAAUCUGAUGAAAAAAUUGAACUAAAGUACUGCAUGACUGACUAACACUAAUCGACGGCCUGGAGCGUCGAGAAAAUAUAAUAAAUAAAUAAAAACAAUAUUAAAGAUGAUACCUACAAAUGUCAUGUCAUUUAUCAACAAAAUCGUACCAGAGGGUAAUUCUGGAUCUGAAUCCUCAGUUCCUGAACAAGGAACAAGGUUCAGUAAAAUACGACAGACAUUAUCAUCUAGUUUAAUGACGGCACAAGAUAAAAUGACUACAAAACUAAACAGUGCUAGUAAUAGACCUAGUCCAGCUGAAAGCAGUCCUACACCAAGUCCUGCAUCACCACCAGAAGAUGUAACGACAAAACAACCGUCUGUUAUAUCGAAACCAGAAACUAGCAAGCAACCAGCUUGCAGGGCAGGAGGUUGUCGCGUUUGUCUUAAAAGUUUUAAAGAGGGUGAUUAUUCUCGUGUUUGUUUUGGAUGUAAGUUCAAAGUAUGUGAAGAUUGUGCUACUUCAUACACAAAAAUUGAUGAAAACCAAGACGAGAACACGUGGUGCUGUAGCAUUUGCCGAAGAAAACAACAUAACACUUCCAUACUACAACCAGUAUUAGCACAAAAUUCUACAGAUAGUUUAUUAGACGUGCCUAUAGUAGAUACUCUACAACGGCGGCAUUCGGAUGUUAAAAUCGGAAGGAACUCUGGAGGUAGUGGAUCCGGUAAUGGAUCACUGGGCUCGGGGUUAGCACCACCACGGUCACCAGAACUUAGGCGACACUCGGACGUUUCACCAGCAACGCUAAAAGAUAUGGAAAAGGCUGCGGCUGCACUUAAAGUUGGAGAUAGAAGUAGAAUUACAGACGAUAAAUUAUGGAGUAGAGAUACUGGUUUGAGGCAAAAACGUGGAUCUGCUGGUGCAGUUGUUGGUCAAAAUACGAAUCAGUCUCAACCAUCUGUUUUUCGAUUCAACGAAUCUCGCAGAGAGUCAAAAAUAUCUAUACCAACUGACGAAUCCAUCGAUGACCCUGAAGAUGCAGAAAAUCGAUGGAGGCGGGGUGCUCGUGGUGCAGUUCAGAGGGUUAGAAGAAAGUCUAGGGUGCAAAAGCAGCACAGUUACGAUGAUGAUAUAAAAACAGGAACUGGGCAAGGUAUACAGGGUGCUGUGUCAAAUUUGACAGCAGAUGGACAAGCUCAAUUGCCAAGAAGAGCGUCUGCUUAUGAUGUUUACCAAAAUCGUUUGGAUCAAGCUUCAUCGCCAGCAAAUCGUAGAUCGAGUUUUCGUACUCAACCGGAUGAUGAUAGUGGAAAUAAUUUACAGUCACUAAAAGAUCCUUCUCAAAAUAUAUGUGAUGAAGAUUGGAGACCCCGAAGGCGUGGCUCUCAAUUGCCGGAUAUUAGUGGUUUGCGGUCAGCUGCAGACUCUAGAAAUGGAGGUCGUAAUUCAUUUUCCGGCCGAUGUAAUACAGAUGGGUUACAACAACAACCACAGCAACCCCAGCCACCUACAGCAACUAUACAAGAACAAGAACAAAAUGACACAAUUCGUAGACAAACAUCUGUAGCAGGCGAGGACAUAAAAAUAGUAAUACACGACGUCGAUUUUGAUCCCAACGUAAUGGGUGUUCGUUCCGGUUCCAAGCGAAAAGUGAUAUUGAAACGUGAUAUGACCGAUAAAGCUCACCGAACUCGGGGAUUUGGAAUGAGAGUAGUAGGCGGCAAAAUUGGGCCAGAUGGACAAAUGUUCGCAUCGAUCGUGUGGACUGUUCCCGGAGGUCCUGCGGAAAAAUCUGGGCUUCAACAAGGAGACAAGGUGCUUGAAUGGGCUGGUAUAUCUUUGGCGAACCGAAGUUUUGAAGAAGUUUGUGGUAUCAUUGAUCGCUCCGGCGAUGUCGUUGAGCUUUUAGUUGAACAAGGAUACGAAUUAAGAAUAUGCGAUUUGCUGGAUGAACCUGGUCCAAUGACGUCGAGGAAAAAUUCUGGUGAAGCAAUGGGCUUACAAUUAGAUGGUUCUGAUUCACCGGCAUCGCCCACUAGAAGAAAACUUCCCAAGACUCCGACAUCUGGAGCUACGCAAUCAUCAUUGGAAGAACCCAUUCGUGAAAGAAAUAUCAUCGGUGGUAUUCAGAUGCAAGUCUGGUACAGAGAUGGAAAGAAUGAGUUAUCAAUAUCUGUAUUGGCAGCAAACGGAUUACAAAUGAGAAAUGAUGCCGAUUAUGGAUCCCUGCCAGAAGCAUAUGUACAAAUAAAACUACUACCAUUUACCGUUGACACAAAUAUUGUUAAAACCGAUAUUGCUGAACCGUCACUCAAUCCAAUGUGGAACACGACCUUAGAAAUGCCAAACGUUCGCUCUGAAACACUAAUUGAAAAGCAAAUGGAAGUAACACUUUAUGAUUAUAGGCCCGAAAAAGAAGACGUUAUACUAGGCGAAUUUGUGGUGAAUUUACAAAGCGCACUUUUGGAUAACGCAAUGAUAUGGUAUGAACUCGAAUCUCCUAACCAUAGCAAAGCAUCGAAGUCUCCUAGGAGUUCAAUAUCUGAUACUGGAAAAGGAUUUAAAAGGGAAAUUCGAUCGGUAUCAGAGGAACGUGAAUUAGAUGGGUUUUUGCAUCCGGAUCAUGCCUACAUGGCUAACUCUCGAAGGGGUUCUAGUCAGUCUGAACAGUUAGACGUCGAACCUUAUCAGUUAAACAAAGACUUCUCUAGGUCGUUGCCAGGAUCUCGUCGUAGUUCCUUUCAAUCUACUCAAAAUAUAGACAAAGCAGAUCCUGAGCUAGUUACAACUUAUGCAAGUAAAAGUCGCAGAAGAAGCUCGUGUACACCACGCCAGGAUCCAGAUGAAAUAUUGAAGAAUUUAAAAGCUGUUAAAGGAGAAUUACUCGGUCGAAGCAUGAGUAUAAGUGAUAAAAGAGGAAUGAGAAGAGGAAGUAUGUCGAUUCGACCUCGUAAAGAUUCGGUACCAGAAAAGUCCGAAAUUAUGUAUAAGUACGAAGACGAAUAUAACGGGGAACCCAUUCUACUUGGACCCGGCCAAAUCAUGCCAAGGGGCUUUGGUAUGAGUUCAGGUUCUCACAUUGAAUUGAAAUUAGGUUUAUUAAUGACUAAAGGUCAACUAGAAGUCGACGUAGUUUGUGCUCGAGGUAUUCGCGCUGAGGAUUCACCACCUGACACAUAUGUGAAAACAUAUCUUCGAGAAAACGAUCGGUGGUUGCAGAAGCGUAAAACUCGAGUUGUUCGUCAUAAUUGUAAUCCAGAAUACAACCAAACUCUUCGUUAUUCAGCAUGUGACGUAUUAGGAAGAUCUCUUUUAGUUAUGCUUUGGGAACGUCAGAAAGGGUUUGAGCACAAUCAAGGUUUAGGUGGAGCUGAAGUUACAUUAGAUUCAUUGAAGCUGACCCAAGUUACUGAAGGAUGGUACCCAUUAUUUCCAAUCCAGAGUUUGGGAUCAGACUCUAAUGACUCCCCGUAAUUAAAUUGUACAAUAAAAUUUCAUCGAUAAAUUUAUUCCAAUAUUUGAAUACAUAAGACUUAUUGGUUUAAUAUUGAUUUGAAAAAGAACGCUAUGUUUUUUAUUUAUAAGUAUUUUCAAUAAUCAUUUUAUUAUAAAUUAUAGAUGAAUACAUAUGAUUUGUAUGUAGAAAAAAAUUUUAUGACUUGACCUAAUAAUGGUGGUAUGUCCUGUUCUAAUUUUGUGUGAAAUUAAUACCUAUGUAUUUAAAUUAAAACUAUUUCUUUAGUCAAUAAAUACAUGUAUGAAAUGUGAGCUUGAUGAAACCAAAUUUGGCCAUAAAUGUAAACAGAUAACGUGCCACUGGGUCUUAGACAAUACUCUUUAAUAAUGUCUUUAAGACAUUCAAUUUUGUACUCUUAUAGUUUAAGUGUAAUAUCUUAAGACUUUUAAAAUUUUACUUAAAAUGUGUUUUAUAUGCAUAAUUGAUCCAAUAUAAUUUGUAUGGUCCAAAACAACUUUUAAAAAAACUAGUCUAAAUUACAUUUAUUCUUCUUCACAACAAACAAUGCAGAAUUAUGACAUGUAUAUAUAUAUAUUUUAAAUUAAUUAAUUAAAAUUAAUUUUAAAUAAAUAAAUAUUAUGAGAAAAAAACAAAGUUCAGUACAGUAGAAAUUUUCAAUUAAAGUUU